GGUCCGUCCAUCUAUUGGGUCCCCUUACUCUUGGGUGUCGAUUAAACAAGCGGCUGCCCUCGGUGGGUUUCAGCACCAUUUUAGAAGAUCCAGUGUCAAGUUGAAGAACCUAGAUGAUGGCUAAAAUGCAGGAAACUUCUUUUGAGGUAGUUGGAGAAAUGAAGAACAAUAGCGUGCAUGAAGAAUGUUUGUACCUGGAGCUAUCCAACCACACAGGAGACAAGAUUUUGCCUCUCCACACAUCUAUUGUUUUAUUUUUAAUGUCCUACUGUGACUCCACAUCGAUUAAGGUGUUUCUUGUGCCUAAUGAAGACAUUGCUGGCGGUCCCUUGUGGAAGAAAGAAGCACUAGCCAACAUUCCCAUCAGCAUCCUUUCCCAGCAGGAGCUUCCUCCAGUGGUUCGGAGUUGCCGUUUGCCUGCUCUGGUGGAAAAGGAUGGGAAAUUUUGUCGCGCUGGCCUUGCUGUGGUAUUGAGACACAUUAUACAGAGGACUUGUGAUGCAGACUGCAAUAGGAAGGAUGUUUCAGAGCUGCUUGGCUUCAAAAAGACCUGUUUGAAGGCCUGUGCAGAGGUGAGCCAAUGGACCAGGCUGUGUGAGAUUAGCAUUCCGUUGGCUGUGGAAGGCUUCCUCAAAAAUUUGAGUGAUCAGAGAGCAGCUAUUCCGCCGGAGAUCCUGCACCUAGAGCACAAACUCAGGGAACCUGUUCGAGUUCAUAACGAUGACAAGAUUCGUAGGCAGAAGCUGCAGCUGUUAACCAAGGAAAGAAAGGAGGACUCAGUCGAAAAGGGAUUCGAACGAUCGCUUGGAUGUUACUCCGAUGAAGGGGCUGACACAACUCGAGAUUUAAAGAAGGAAAAUAAGGGUACAGAAUUGGGUAGCAUGGAGCUGAGGACAGCACUUUCUAAACUAACUGUGGAGCAAGUACCAGCUGCGACCAGUAGAGAGCAGUCCUGCAUCAGAAAAGUGAAAACGACUGACCUUCCACCACUGGAACGUGUAUUUGCUGAGGGGCUUUAUUUUACUCUCACAGAUGUGGUCCUAUUGCCUUGUCUCCACUACUUUUUUGUUUCUCUUGGGGAUUGUCGAGGCGAGAUGCUGAAAGCCUUGCCCAUGUUAGCCCGCUGGUACCAACAUGUUCAGGAAGUAUCUGGUGUGAAGAAGGCGGCUGCAAGCUGUGGCAUUCAUCUCCUCAGCCUCCCUGCUCCUUUGUCUUCUGCUGCCGUGCUGAUUCCAAGCUCCUGUGACCCCGAGAAUGAGAAGGCUGAAACCACAGACCUGCAUUUCCGAGGUGGCCCAAGGCCCACCAUGAACAAAUUAGAAGAGCACGGGAUUUCAGCAAAGUUCACAUCACACCCUUGUCCAUCGUGGAGCCUGGACUGGAGAAACCUUCCAGUAGCUGUCAAUCCCAUAGAAGGAAAGCUCUCAUUUGAGCGUGCCCUGAGGAAGCAGCAACAGUUGGACAACAUCAUCUCCAUUGUGGCAAAACUGGCCAAGCCUGGUGAUACUAUUGUCGAUUUCUGCAGUGGUGGGGGGCACGUUGGGAUCGUCCUUGCUCACAUCUUGCCAUUAUGCCAGGUGAUUUUAGUGGAGAACAAAGAGGAAUCCUUAGUGCGUGCCAAGGACAGACGUGACAACCUUAGUUUAAAUAACAUCUGGUUCGUCCAGGCUAAUCUGGAUUAUUUCACAGGACCAUUUGAGAUCGGUGUAGCACUUCAUGCAUGUGGGGUAGCAACGGAUAUGGUGAUUGAUCGUUGCAUUAAGGCACUAGCAGCCUUUGUUAUCUCUCCAUGCUGUUACGGCUUCAUACAGAACACGAUCAAGCCCACGUUCCCCAGAAGCCAAAAGUUCAAGAGCGUUUUGUCAUAUAAGGAACACAUGGUUCUGUGCAGGUUUGCGGAUCAGACAGCUGUUCAACUCCCUCCAGAGCGCAGGAUAAUUGGGAAGAAGUGCAUGGGACUGGUAGAUCUGGAUCGAGCCUGUUCAGCAGAGGAAUGUGGAUACACGGUCUAUGUGACAUCCAUGGAGCCAGACAGUUGUUCCCCAAAAAACAACCUGAUAGUGGGGAGUUCCUCAGGUCAUUGCCUCGGUGUAACUGCAUGAUGUCACAUACCCAGCAAUCAAAGCACUAGGACAACAAGAGAGCCAAGUUGUUUCACUGUGAUCUGCUUGUCAUCAGACCACCUCUCUAAAUUAUCUUGUUCAGUAGCAUACUGAGGCUUUGUGUAGUCGAUAUCCUGCAAAGCAUCCCUAAUCCAACAACUUCUUGUGCCCAAUGACUUUUGCUUAAUGGAAUGAGAUCCUCACACUUUUCUUGAAUGACUUAGAUGGAAAGUUCAGUUCUUGAUUAAUACAACAAACCUCCAGCACAGUUCGACCUUUUUUUAGCAAAUAGCAGUUAUCCAUGUACUUCAUACACGUGCCAAUCCUACCUUUGUGUUUAAUUAUGUUCUACUGAAAAUGAAAGUCACUGAACCAUCUAUGUGUAAUUGGACUGUACCAGGAAAGAAAUAUUUAGCUAACUUUUCCCCUUUUACUUCAUGUCACAAAGCAAGUCUACUUGGAUUGUAAAAUUCACACCGUUCUGGCUUAUUUAAAAUGGAGCCAGGAAGUAUUACCUCCUGCAACGUGAAAAACUGACAUUGUACUUGACAAAGUCACUGUUGAUGUAUUAUUGUGGCAAAAUUUCUGUUUUCUUGAUAAACUGCAUUCUUGAUGCCUCCAAAUAAUUCAACAAAAUUUAUACCGAUCUCAGUAUUUCAUCCUCUGCAACCAACACAAAAUAAUGCCAAAGGUGGAAUUGUCCAAUUGGCUGAAAAAAAAAUGUUACAGGUCUCACUACUGGAGAUGAAAUGAUUAAUUUAUUUAUUUUAAAGAAAAAGACUUAAAUCCCUUCCCUCCUAAUCUUUCUCAACUUCUAACCCCCACGUAUCAUUCUCCCUCUUAACGUUUGUAAAACCACUGUUUAUGUUGCUGCUUCCUCAGUCAUCAGGAUGUUCAAGACAUGUCCUGCAUGAGUAAGCAAGACCUACCUUACGCAUGUGAUUUUGAAUAAUGGGUUGUCCUGUGGCUUAAAGCCAUGGGUUAUAGUUUAAUCUUCUACAUGUAUUUCCAGCAGUUGUCUAGUUUAUUUUAGGUUUCCAGCAUUCUGACAUAACUUUUUAUCCUUCUCUUUUAUAUAGUCAUUUUCUUACACGAGUAUUAAAUUUCAUAUGACAAAAUCA
Molecule: messenger RNA, 3223 nt
Organism: Carcharodon carcharias (great white shark)
Lineage: Eukaryota; Metazoa; Chordata; Chondrichthyes; Lamniformes; Lamnidae
Gene: gstcd
Product: glutathione S-transferase, C-terminal domain containing
Exons: 13
Coding region: 114-2102 (662 amino acids)
Source: RefSeq, a predicted model, not a curated record